UCCUAUUCCCAACUGUUUAUCGUGGCAGUGCAAUCGUUGAAAUUCAGGUUAAACAGGGCUAACUAGAAAUAAACUUCAUCAAGUUACAGGAAGGAUCAGGCUGAACCCCUGUCACGUUACAGUAUUAUAUAAAACAGAGCAAAUAAUAGUUACGUUAUACAGAUCCACCGCUAGUUGUUGGCCGCCGAAGCCGACAUGGAGCGCUUCUGUGCACUUAUUCUGUUAGCUGUGCUGUUGCUGUCAGAGUGCUGUGUGGUUAACUCUAUUCCCCAGGGUGAAGGGACAUCAACACUGACAAGUCUAUCGGGUAUUCUACAGAAGAUUGUAUCUCCCUGUACUUCCAAUCAAGCCAACUGCAACAUCCCCGAUUUUGAUAUUGUCUUCGCAUUGGACAGCAGUUCGAGCAUUGAUGAUACCGAGUUUAAUAUUCAGAAAUAUGCAACAAAGAUGAUUGCUGAAUUCAUCAAUAGGCAUAGUCCCAUUACCCCCGAUGGAACCCGGGUUGGUGCAUUGACGUUUGCCACUGAUGUGGUGAGAGAGUUCGAGUUGAAUGAACACACUGAUUUGGCCACCGUUCAAGGUCACAUCGACGCGAUUCACAAGAGAAUGGGAGCUACGAAUACAAAAAAGGCUUUGCAGACUGCGAAGCUCAUGUUUGAAGACUUUUUCAUAGAAAAUAAACAGAAGCUAAUAUGGCUAUUUACUGAAGGGUUGUUUAACCAGGGCGAUCCACGACCAACAGCAACGCAAAUUAAGGAACAAGGAUGGAUUAUCUGCGUGGUUGUCAUAGGUAACCAUGGGAAUGUAGAUGGAAUUGACGACCUAGCAUCUCCAGGAUGUGUUGUCGAAAUAGGAAAUUUUGCAGAAGCCUGCAGGGACAAUAGAGAAGAAGAGUACUACUCCUUCCUGAUGCCUUACCCAGAAGGUUGA
Messenger RNA from Lingula anatina, 930 nucleotides. Its product is annotated as matrilin-4. The record is from RefSeq and is a predicted model, not a curated record. Lineage: Eukaryota; Metazoa; Brachiopoda; Lingulata; Lingulida; Lingulidae.